Melanaphis sacchari is the source of this 1596-nucleotide messenger RNA. RefSeq names its product probable 26S proteasome non-ATPase regulatory subunit 3. Gene Ontology annotation, cellular component: proteasome regulatory particle, lid subcomplex; proteasome complex. Gene Ontology annotation, biological process: ubiquitin-dependent protein catabolic process; regulation of protein catabolic process. The coding region runs from base 100 to 1563 and encodes 487 amino acids. Gene Ontology annotation, molecular function: enzyme regulator activity. The record is from RefSeq and is a predicted model, not a curated record. The transcript has 2 exons. NCBI's taxonomy places the organism in Eukaryota, Metazoa, Arthropoda, Insecta, Hemiptera, Aphididae.
CUUUCGUUAACUACCCUUUAUUUUCAAAUCUCGUUAUCGUCAAACGUUCACGUAUAAAUAUUUCCUGAUUUAUAUUAAUAAAUUAUUCAAUUUUCAGCUAUGGCCGCCACAGUUGAACCAAUUCCUGAUGUCGAAAUGAUGGACGUAUCAGGUUUGCAAAAAACAAUAGAUAUUGCGGUUAUCCAAGAAAUAAGGGACAACAUUCGACAAAUUGAGAAGGCCAUUCAAACGAAAGAAGCACGUUUCGUGUUGCGCGUCUUUCGAUCGUGGACAGUCACCCGGCGCAAGCUCAAUUCUGUGGUCUUGUGGUCUGUCAUUAAUGGUUUCUAUACACACUCCGCAUCUGAAAAAGACCUAUUAUGGUCAUAUGUUACUACACCGACUCAACUACCAGAAGUAAUCAAAAUGCGCUCAGGUAAAAACGCUACAGGGAUAUUACUUCCUGAAAUUGACAGUUAUAUCCACUUGUUAGUGUUAGUACAACUUAUUGAUAACAAAGAUUACAAAAAAGCAGUAGAAUUUUCUAAUUUAUUAAUGGCUAAAAUAAUCAACACAAAAAGAUUUAUCAUGGAUUUGAUUACUGCUAAAGUAUAUUACUAUCAUAUGAGAUGUUAUGAACUAACAGAUCAAUUACAUAAGAUUAAGGGGUUCCUUUUUAGACGCUUGACAACAGCCACGCUUAAAAAAGAUUACCAAGGACAAGCCGUGCUCAUAAACUGUUUGUUGCGUAAUUAUUUGCACUACAAGCUAUACGACCAAGCAGAUAAGUUAAUUCAAAAAUCAGUUUUUCCGGAACAAGCAAGUAAUAAUGAAUGUGCUCGUUUCUUAUACUACCAAGGUCGUAUUAAGGCUACCCGUCUUGAAUAUUCCGUAGCACAUAAAAAUUUAGCUGAAGCUUUGCGGAAAGCACCACAAAAUGCAGUUGGCUUCAGACAGACAGCACAGAAGUUUGCCAUCGUAGUGGAAUUACUGUUAGGAGACAUCCCCGAAAGGAAUAUAUUCCGUCAACCUAGUUUGCAUAAGACAUUAGUACCAUACUUCAGACUUACCCAAUCAGUCCGUUUAGGAGACAUAACAAUGUUUAGUGAAGUGUUGGAGAACUUUAAAGAAAAUUUCUUUAAUGACCACACUUAUAUGUUGAUUGUACGUUUACGUCAUAAUGUCAUUAGAAAUGCCAUUAGAACUAUUUGCGCAUCAUAUUCGCGCAUUUCAGUCGAUUAUAUUGCUGAAAAGCUCGGGUUGGAUUCUCCCGAAGAUGCUGAAUUUAUUGUUUCCAAAGCCAUUAAAGAUAAUGUUAUACAAGCAACCAUUGAUUCUGAUCACGGGUAUGUGAUCUGCAAAGAACCCGUUGACAUAUACUGCACACACGAACCCCACAUAGCUUUCAAUCAACGUAUAUCCUUCUCUUUGGAUUUGCACAAUAAAGUUGUAAAGGCCAUGAGUUUUCCUCAUAAAUCAUAUGGCGAAGAUUUGGAGAUAGUCAAGGAACGUCGUGAACGCGAACAACAAGAUAUAGAACUAGCAAAAGAGAUGGCAGAAGAUGACGAUGCAUUCCUUGACUAAAAAUUUAAAAUGGUAAUGACAAUUGUAUCAAUA